CCCUCUCCAGCAGACCGCCAGCCCGGCAUGGCGUCUUGCACUUUUAUAACUGCGAGGGGUGGAGAUGAUAAAAGUUUCCCUCGGCAGCCACAUCAUUCCGUUAGAAUCGGACCCUUUUCCUCAUAUUCUUCAACACAUGUGUAUGGUUCGAUUUGCCCAGCGUCGAUGUCAUGUGAAUGGAUAGGGCCAAGAAGCCUCGUUGACCGUCUGACGUAUCCCCUUUUUUUUUUGGAAAACCCGAGGAAACUCGGAAUUGCAGUAGGAAUUUUUGCCUAUCCGUUCUCCUACCCAAAUGGAUUGGUGGUUUGAAGCCUCCCGCUCAAAGGGAACUGGGAUUAUUUCUAGCCUAUCUGAGGUCACUGGAUCUUCAGAAGCAGGGAUUCGACUUCUUCUUACUCUUUUGUUAACAUAUCCAUCUGCUUUCCUUCAUCGAAAGUUCCUGGCAAAGAAGGAAGCUGAACUUCAGCACAUCUUCUUCAUUCUGUGUGGAAAAGAUGCAAUCCAUUCAGUUGUGUGCAUAUGGGUGCUGCAUUUGAAUUUCCUUCUUGGAAUCCCAGCAGUCUAUACUGUGGCUUUCCAGUUCACUUUUCAAAUGUUCUACCUUCUUGCAGGGUACUAUUUCACUGAGAGUGAUACAUAUGACAUCAAAUGGACCAUGCCUCACUGUGUCCUCACGCUUCGACUCAUUGGGAUUGCAUUUGAUGUUUAUGAUGGAACCAAGAAACCAGAGGAGCUGAGUCCUGAGCAGAAAAUAAGAGCACUAAAGCAGACACCAUCCUUGCUGGAAAUCCUUGGCCAUGCAUAUUUUCCUAGCAGCUUUGUGGUUGGACCUCAGUUCCCCAUCAGGAGAUACUUGGAAUACACCUCUCGAGCUUACAGUCACAUAUUCUUGGAUGAGAAUGAAUGUGUCCGUGUGGGGAUCAUCAGAGGUCUUCUUGCCUUCCUAUAUUUAGGCCUUCACUUUUUGGGUGUGUUAUACAUCCCAACAGAUCAUGUCACAACAUCUGCAUUCACGGAGAAGCCUUUCUACAUCAAACUUCUACUCAUUGGCCUCUGGGGGAAAUUGAACAUGUCCAAGUACUUGGCUUGCUGGCUUCUUGCUGAAGGCUCAUGUAUAGUUUCGGGGCUAGCAUAUAAUGGGAAGACACCAGAUGGGAAGAAUAAAUGGAAUGGAACAUGCAACAUCGAGUUGAUACCUUUUGAGACUGCUACCCAAUUUUCAGACAUGAUUCGCUGCUUCAACAUCAACACAAAUGCUUGGGUUGCUUCGUAUGUAUACAAGCGAUUGAAGUGGCUGAAGCAGAAGAUGGUAUCUCAUGCAUGUGCUCUCCUCUUCCUUGCCUUCUGGCAUGGGUUGCAUUCAGGAUAUUAUGUCACCUUUCUUAAUGAAUUCAUUGUCAUCAAUGUGGAACGUGAUUUCUAUGAAAUGUAUGACCGAAGCAAAUGGGGGCAAAAGCCAUGGAGAUCUCUUUGGGUGAAGGUGCCCUGCAUCAUGUUGAAGACUGUUUGGCUUUGGUGUGGACUGAGUUACUGUGUUGUGCCAUUCCUCCUCUUCAAGACCUGGAAAUGGGUUACUGUUUAUAGUGGAGUUUACUGGUACAUCCAUAUCAUCUUUAUCCUGUAUCCCCUGUAUCGAGGCCAGCUGAAAAAAGCUAUGGGUCGAAUGGCACAUAAGGACAAAGAUGAGCCUGCUGUGCUCAAUGGCCUUGCCCAUUCUCACUCUCACUGAUGUGCUUCUGCAUGAUUAUUGUGUGGCUCACAGCAAAUUGUCCCAGUGCUGCAGAAUCUCUUCUGUUUUUGUAUUGAUGCUGCAAAUUCACCUCCGUUUAAUUUAUUUUCUCCUAUUUAUUCUUCUGAGAUUAGAAAAAAUUAUUGAUGCUGUUGUAAGGAUUUUGUUGAAUUUAAUUAGCAUGGUGUUUUUUUGUUGUUGUCCUUGUUUAGUUGAACCAGUGCUUUUGAUAUUGUGCAGUGCCUUCACUCUGAAGUACAAUGAAAAUUAAAGGAAGACGUUCACAAGUUGAACUAGAAAGUUUGCUAAUAAAUUUUUCAGGAGGGUCAAUAUGGGACUUUAGAAGUUUAAUGGAAAUAUUUUUUCACUACAGGCUAGACUUGUAGGUGGGAUUUUAUGCUUUUCUGGUGAUAUUUUAUUAUAUUAAAUUGCUUGGGAAAUGAUAAUCCACUCUCUAUCCCUUCAAAAAAAUCUCAGUAUCUCAUAAUGGCAACCAGAAUGCUUAAAAUUCCAUCUGAAGCCCACUAUAUAUACUAGUUUUUCACCCUUUUAGCAAGUUGUGUAGCAGUAAAUACUAUUAAUUGUAUAGGUCAAUAAACCUAUAAUACAAUGCAGUUUGGUCCAACAAUGAAGUGCAUUCAGAAUAUUCAUUUUCAGUUGCAUUGAUAACAUAGCAUUUAGCUCAAAUGGGCUCUACAUUUCUAGAACUGUUGAAAUUCACACGAUGUCCCUAACUUCAAUGCAUUAGCACUGAUUACCUAUCAAAAGAGCUUGAAAUCUCUUGAAACUGCUGCAUAUGUAGUAAUGCAAUUGGCCUACAGCAGUAGCAUGCCCAUAAAAUCCCAAUGGAAAAUUGAUAACCCACCAAUAUAUGGCCAAAUAAAAAGCUUUUGAGAAUCGAACCUGUAAAAUGUAUCCCAAGGGGGGAUUAUGACCCCCCCCCCCCCCCCCUUGGGUACACCACUGGCCUACAGUAUGUCAAGAGUCUGGAAUUAUAGUGAUUUUUUUGCUUACCUCAAAACAAGAUCACAAGGUGCAAUCAUAUAUGCUCAAUGACCAACAGCAUGUCCAGUUUCAAGAUGGUACAGCCAUUCUCUGUGAUCAUUUUUCUGCAACCAAUAUGAAAUCUCAAGUCUUUGUUGUCCAUUGCUAGAGCUCAGCCAGGUUUUGUAGCCUGGUUGCAUUAUCAUGGAAUUUCAAAAAUUCCCAAAGAAAGAAGUGAAGGGGUUUGAUGUUGUUCAGUGAUCAGAGGACAUUUGACAGCACUUGCAUACCCAAUCACACAGGGAAGUGUUAGUCCUGCUGCAGUCUUGCUGAAACCAGGAGCCAUGAUUGUCCAAAGGUAGUUGUGCUUGUGCCUUGAUGACCUCAUUCACUGACAUCUUCAGGUCUCUUCAUCUGUCAACAUCAGAGCUGUUCCAAGGGAGAUGCAAGUGGUGCGCCCAUACAUGGCGCCGAUUGACUGCC
Molecule: messenger RNA, 3196 nt
Organism: Darwinula stevensoni
Lineage: Eukaryota; Metazoa; Arthropoda; Ostracoda; Podocopida; Darwinulidae
Source: the annotation of a GenBank genome assembly